This is a messenger RNA of Photinus pyralis (common eastern firefly), 1143 nucleotides long. RefSeq lists its product as uncharacterized. NCBI's taxonomy places the organism in Eukaryota, Metazoa, Arthropoda, Insecta, Coleoptera, Lampyridae. Bases 1 to 1143 code for a protein of 380 amino acids. The transcript is spliced from 2 exons. The record is from RefSeq and is a predicted model, not a curated record.
AUGGAAGAAGCAUUAAAAAACCUAUUCACGGGCGUAAAGUAUGAAGACAUGAUCGUCGAAUCCGAUCGCAGAACAUACCAUCCUUAUACGACAAACGCUUAUGGUAACUCCGAUGAGAUCAAUCUCGUCAUACAGAAAGCGGAUCUCAUCACGGCCACCUACGAUAGCGUUAUAUAUUUAGAAGGAACGCUGAAUCCGACUACCGCAAAUAAAGCUUACGAUUUCACCAACAACGCGCCGCUCUUUCUCUUCGACGAAAUUAGAUUUAUUUUGGGCGACCAGGUGAUAGAAACUGUUCGAUUACCCGGAAUAAACAGCACCAUCAAGGGGUUUUGCUCAUACACGUCGGAUCAAAGCAGAUGCUUAUCGCAUGCAGGCUGGAGCCCUUCCGGGGCUCCUCAGAUACUAAAUAGCACUAAGACGGCUUUCUGCGCUUCCAUACCUCUAAAGCAUGUACUCGGGUUUGCCGAAGGAUACAGGAAGCCUCUAGUCAACAUACGUCAAGAGCUGAUAUUAAUUCGUUCCAAGGACGAUAGUGAUUGCUAUAAAGGCGAGACUGAAGUUAAGAUUAAUCUUACGAAGGUAACAUGGAAAGUUCCGUACGUAAUUCCGAACGAUGCUAUGAAGUUGUCGAUCUACGGGAGGAUUAACAAGAAUCACCGAUACAAGUGGCGUUUCAUGCGCGCGACCUUUACGUAUACCCAACCUUACCCACCACCAGAUCGUUGGUUUGGUCGGAAGCGAAAUAACAAAGAAGCAGAUGCGAGCGAGUUUAACCAUUUAAGCAUUUCCAAUAUAAAAGCAAACAUUAACAACCGAAGAUAUCCGUAUGAGCAGCAAAAUCUGGUCUUUACCGAUAACAAGUAUGUGGAUGCUUACGAAGAAUAUUUAAACUUUCGUAAUCAAUAUUACGACUCGUCACAGGAGAGCUCCCUUCUUAGCUACAAAGAGUUCGAAAAGCAGCCUAUCUUCAUUAUCAAUUGCACCCGUCAAAACGAGAGCGUCCAUAACGUGGUGAUCGAUUUGAAGCUGGAAGUUGAAGCAUCAUCUGCAUUUGCAAAUGAAACUAUCGCUUACUGCGUUAUUUUACAUGAUGCAUUAAUCGAGUAUGAGCCGUUCACUGGCAUCGUACGCAAAACUUAA